AUGAGUUUGGUGGGGGGCUUUCCCCACCACCCCGUGGUGCACCAUGAGGGCUACCCCUUCGCCGCAGCCGCCGCCGCCAGCCGCUGCGGCCACGAGGAGAACCCCUACUUCCACGGCUGGCUCAUCAGUAGCCACCCGGAGAUGUCGCCCCCCGACUACAGCAUGGCCCUGUCCUACAGCCCCGAGUACGCCAGCGGCGCGCCAGGCAUCGACCACUCCCACUACGGCGGGGGGCCGCCGGGCAGCGGGCCGCCCGGGCUCGGGGGGCCGCGGCCGGUGAAGCGCCGGGGCACGGCUAACCGCAAGGAGAGGCGCAGGACUCAGAGCAUCAACAGCGCCUUCGCCGAGCUGCGGGAGUGCAUCCCCAACGUGCCUGCCGACACCAAGCUGUCCAAGAUCAAAACCCUCCGCCUGGCCACCAGCUACAUCGCCUACCUCAUGGACCUGCUAGCCAAGGACGAUCAGAACGGGGAGGCGGAGGCCUUCAAGGCAGAGAUCAAGAAGACAGACGUGAAGGAGGAGAAGAGGAAGAAAGAGCUGAAUGAAAUAUUGAAAAGCACAGUUAGCAGCAACGAUAAGAAAACCAAAGGGAGGACUGGCUGGCCGCAACAUGUCUGGGCUUUGGAGCUCAAGCAGUGA
Messenger RNA from Emys orbicularis (European pond turtle), 639 nucleotides. It is a transcript of the gene HAND2, whose product is annotated as heart and neural crest derivatives expressed 2. Gene Ontology annotation, molecular function: RNA polymerase II transcription regulatory region sequence-specific DNA binding; DNA-binding transcription factor activity, RNA polymerase II-specific; protein dimerization activity. The transcript is spliced from 2 exons. Lineage: Eukaryota; Metazoa; Chordata; Testudines; Emydidae. Bases 1 to 639 code for a protein of 212 amino acids. Gene Ontology annotation, biological process: heart development; regulation of transcription by RNA polymerase II. The record is from RefSeq and is a predicted model, not a curated record.